AUGAUAAAAGAACAUUUACAAAUUAAAGUUGCUAAUAGAAUAAUUUUGCAAUUUAUGUACUUAAUGAAGUAUUAAAAACAAAAUUAAUUGGAAUAUUAAUCUGUAAUGCUGGAGUUAGAAUUUCAAAAAUGA
Paramecium sonneborni is the source of this 132-nucleotide messenger RNA. Lineage: Eukaryota; Ciliophora; Oligohymenophorea; Peniculida; Parameciidae. The record is from the annotation of a GenBank genome assembly.